AUAAGUGAACAUCGUGCCGCUGCUGCUGCUGUAAUAAAUUCUGUUUUUGUUUCUCUUAAACUCAGUUGUGUCUCACUAUUAUCUUGUGAUUUAAAUUAACAAUGAAAUUAACGAUCGUUGUUUGGUUAGCCGUAGUUAAUUUGUUGGUGUCUGCCGAUGUGUCGAGUGAUGAUAAUGUAUCGAAAGGAAAAAGAGAAGCACCAAUGGCGGAACCGUCACAAGAAUAUUUACCACCACGAUUAGAAGCACCGUAUGCUACAUUUCAACCGAUUGUUGUUCCGCAACAUUCUUAUUUUCGAUCGACAUCAUUCAAUCAACCCCAAACAGGAGCUCUUCAAGCUCCAGUUGCGCCGGCAUACGAAUACAAUCGAUUUGCUGGCGUGAUUCCAUUGCAAACGGUGGAAAAUAAUGAUCUUGUUGACAAUCAAGGACAGUCGUAUAAUAAUAACCAAGGAUCAUCAUAUAAUAAUAAUCAAGGACCGUCGUUCAUUAACCAAGGAUCAGUUUUUAACAAUCAAGUGCCGUCAUAUAACAAUAACCCGGGUCCACCAUAUUACAAUAAUAUUUACGGAGUAAGUGGUGCAUAUACCGAAGGUAGUUCAUACGGUGGUGCAAAUUCAUAUGGAAGUUUCAUAAAAUAUGGUCAAGGUUCAAACAUCCCAACACACUACGGGUCAUCAAAUGGAUUGGGCCAAAGUUUAAAUGUAUAUACCGGUGGCAAUGGAUUUGAAAAUAACGAUCAAUAUUCAACCAUUAAAAAUAGUCAAUACGGUAACACUGGUUCAAACUACGAAAAUUCAUUCUACGGAAAUCCAUCGUCAGGCUCAGCAAAAUACCCAUCGUCGGCAACACUUUUGUCCAAUCAACCACCAUCUUAUGCAUCAGGCGUCAAAGGCUUGGGUCACUACACACAAACAAAUCAAAUCUCCAAUUUGAAUACACACACACCACUGAAAAAUAGUCGCCCGAUUGCAUUACAACCAGCCCAUUUGCAACGCAAACAACCCUCAUUCUUAACCGAACCAACAAAAAAUCCAAACUUUCGUCCAUCAUUUCUCCUGGGAUCGCAAAUUUUGACCUCAACACCUGAUUACGGUUUAAAUAAUGCUUUAAAUCAACCGACAUUGACCUCACUUGGGACCAACAAUCAAUAUAUACCACCAUCAACCCAAUCAAUUCCCCAACAAUAUACAGCGCCACAAGCGUUGGCACAAUUGCCACUAACACAACAACAUGAAUAUUUGCCACAAUCUACGCCAAACUUUCUGAAUAGCUAUCAAUCAUCUGUGCCGAAUUCAUUUGGAUUGCCCGAGACAGUAAUUUACACGAAAUCGUCAUUGUACGGCGAACGAUAUGGUGCAACACAGUAAUCAGCUGCAUUUGAUCAUAGCCAAAUAAUAUUCGGUUAUCUUUUUUUUUUGUCGCCAUUUAGAUCGUUUCGAGAAUCCAUGAAUCUUAUUUAUUAUAUUGUUUAAACAAAUAAAUUAAGUCUCCGACAUUUUAU
Contarinia nasturtii (swede midge) is the source of this 1504-nucleotide messenger RNA. Its product is annotated as beclin-1-like protein A. Bases 102 to 1370 code for a protein of 422 amino acids. Lineage: Eukaryota; Metazoa; Arthropoda; Insecta; Diptera; Cecidomyiidae. The record is from RefSeq and is a predicted model, not a curated record. The transcript has 2 exons.